AUGGGUAUGGCUGUAUGUGGUUCAGGCGUGGGUACAACUCUACUAUCUUAUAUCAUGAACGAAAUCGUCAAUGUAAAGAAAUGGAUCAAGUAUGAAAAUGCAUUGCUCGUUGAAUGUUGUAUUAUCAUUAUUGGUCUUCUAUGUGGCUACCUUAUGCGUCCUCUACCACAAGAACCUAGUGAACAACGGCGUCUAGAACGAAAAAUACGUAAAGAAGGUCAACAAAAAUCAAUGUCAGAAACGGAUGCCAAGGAAGUUGACAUCAUUGAAAAAUCAUCAAACAAAUCUUUGCUUCGUCAAAUUAUCGAACAAAUUGAUCUUAGUCUACUAAAAAAUCCUGCAUUUACAUUGUUUGUUAUAUCGAAUUUUUUUACAAGUCUUGGUUUCAAUGCCAUUUACAAUUUUGCUGAUGAUCUUGCAAAUGAUGCAAAAGUUACCAUACAUCAUCGAUCAUAUAUUGUUAUGUCAAUUGGUUUCUCAAAUAUUUUCGGUCGUAUUACUAUCGGUUUUUUCGGUGAUCAAAAAUGUGUAAAUCGACUUGUGUUUUUCAUUGUAGCAUUGAUUAUUUCUGGUGUUGCUACAAUGGUUGCUCCAUUAUGUGGUGCUUCUGUUUUUCUACAUAUCGGUUAUGCAUCUGCUUUUGGCUUCUUUUCAGGUGGUUAUGUUACUUUAACAUCAAUUGUUCUUAUUGAUCUAGUUGGUAUUAAUAAACUGUCGGAUGCAUUCGGUGUUUUUUUACUUUUUGUUGGUAUUGGUACUGCCAUUGGAACACCAAUUGUGGGUGGCAUGCGAGAUGCUUUUGCUAAGUUUGAUCGACCGUUUCUUUGGCCAUAUUUUAUUUUUGGUACUUGUACUGUUAUCAGUGGUAUCGUACUCUUUGCCAUUCCUGUAUUACAACGAAAAAAGUUAAAUGACAAUCAAAUAGAAAUGGAUGGUAAUACAACCACCACGAAAGGCGAUCUAUCAAACGAAGAACAACAAGAACAAAAUGUUUAAUUUUAUUUGUUAUUAGUCAUCGAAUUAAAUUUUUGACAUAGACAAUAAUAAGAAAAAUAAACUGAAUUCGAAUCAAUAUUUGUGUUGAUUAGUCAAGUUUAUUUUUAUGCUAGAUAUUUUUUGUUGAAAAAAAACGAUAUGACAAAAUUGGACAGGUAUAUUAAUAUUAGAAUAAAAAGCAUUAUUUGUCUAGGGUGUGGAUGUGGGUGUGGAUAUAUGAAAGAGAAUACCAACACCCA
Rotaria sordida is the source of this 1235-nucleotide messenger RNA. NCBI's taxonomy places the organism in Eukaryota, Metazoa, Rotifera, Eurotatoria, Philodinida, Philodinidae. The record is from the annotation of a GenBank genome assembly.